AGAAGAAGAAGAAGAAGAAGAAGAAGAAGAAAAAUUAGAUAGUAUAUUGUCUUUUGUUUAACGAGGAAUGUUGGUUGAUACAUCAUGAACGGAGCAACGUCGGUCACGACUUCGGAGGAACACCAGCAUCAGCAUCAGCAACCGCAAAAUGAUCCAUCUCAGGAACAUCCGAGAAGUCCUACCAGUCCUUUGAGUAUUCGACACGAUUCAGGCGAGAGCAGCGUAAUCUCCCCAGGAUUACCAGAACGAUACAGUCCUCUUGGGGCGACAGGAUCGACCUCGAGUCACGAUCCUUACGCCUCGAGAUCUGUCCAAGAAUGCCCUGUUCCUCUUUGCAGAGGAAUACCGACUGAUUUCCCUCUCGCGAGGUCGCCCUAUUUAACCGCCCUUGGUAACGGCCAUCCUCAUCUGUUGGGCCAAGUUCAGCAACAACAGCAGCAGCAGCAACAACAGCAGCAACAACAACAGCAAUUGCAACCGCAACAUGGUAGUAAACCACCGCGAAGCCUCGGUUUGAUAUGCGUGGUCUGCGGUGAUACCAGCUCCGGCAAACAUUACGGAAUUCUCGCUUGCAACGGAUGUAGUGGAUUCUUCAAACGAAGCGUCAGGCGGAAGUUGAUAUACAGAUGUCAAGCCGGUACCGGAAGAUGUGUCGUGGACAAAGCUCAUCGAAACCAAUGUCAAGCGUGCCGUUUGAAAAAAUGUAUGCAGAUGGGGAUGAAUAAAGACGCGGUACAGAAUGAACGGCAACCCAGAAACACUGCCACCAUUAGACCAGAGGCUCUCGUCGAGAUGGACCAGGAACGAGCGCUUCGAGAGGCAGCGGUCGCCGUCGGUGUCUUUGGACCACCUGUGUCUUUGGCCAUGGCGAGAUACACGACACCACUGCCUUUACCCACCGUUGCCCCGACGACAAAUUCGACGAACCCUCCGACACCACCUCGACAGGAUAACGAAGAUGGAAAUGCAUCCGAGGAUAGUAUAGACGUAACGAACGAAGAACCAUUGACACCCCAAAGGAGCGGUUGCACGCAAAUUCCGCCUGUGAUCCCCUCCUUGUAUUCGCCUGCAAGUGCUGAAACGGUCUACGAAACCAGUGCUAGAUUGCUCUUCAUGGCUGUAAAGUGGGCCAAGAAUCUUCCGUCUUUCGCGAGUUUGCCUUUCAGGGAUCAGGUGAUACUACUAGAAGAGGCCUGGUCAGAGCUUUUCCUUCUGAACGCAGUGCAGUGGUGCCUUCCACUUGAAUCAUCGCCCCUAUUCAACUCCGCGGAAUUGACUGCUUUGACAUUAUCGCCGCAUCCUCACCCCCAUUCCGGAAUCCAUAUGCAAACCACGACGGGUAAACCGAGUCAGGUGGCAGCGGAUGUGAGGCAUUUGCACGAUACCUUGCAGAGAUAUAAGGCUGUCAUGGUUGAUCCUGCUGAAUUCGCCUGUAUGAAAGCCAUAGUACUAUUUCGACCAGAGACCCGUGGUUUAAAGGAUUCGAGUCAGAUAGAAAAUCUGCAGGACCAAGCCCAAGUGAUGUUGGGCCAACACGCCAGAGCGCAGCAACCAGGUAGCCCGGCAAGAUUCGGCAGGUUACUGCUGUUGCUUCCAUUGCUGAGGACAGUGCCUGCCUCCAGGGUGGAAUUGAUAUAUUUUCACAGAACAAUCGGCAACACUCCAAUGGAGAAAGUCUUGUGCGAUAUGUAUAAAAAUUAAAAAAAAAAAAAAAAAAAAGAAGAUUCUCAUCAAAGAUAAGUUUUCUAUCGACUUAUAAUAUAAGAUCGAUCCUGUAACAUAUUUCACAUUUUUCGCAUUCGAACGAAUGCCUUUGAAUAUAAAAAUUCGAUAAUCUGCAAAGUGAAUCUACCGCAGAUGCCUGAUCGAAAUUCCUUUGUAAUAUCGUCUCUUUAAGUGUGAUAUAAAAAAAAAAAAGCACGAAAGACUUUUCCUCGCGAAAGUAUAUAUAUAUACUGACGUAUUUAGGUGCAGCGUAGGCGUUGGAAGUACAGUUUUAACGGCAGAUUAUUAAAAAAAAAAAAAAGAAAGACUAGAAAGUAUAAAUAAAAGCAAUCGAGCAACCGACCAAAUAGUCGAGAAUGAUCGAUCGAAGGUGAUAGUUUACAAGAAAGCCUUGGCCUAAGGAUGAAGCCCCAAAUAUGAAUUGAAUUUGCGACCUAGUGAUUUUUUUUUCUUACUAGAUCCAAGGUCGAGUAACGAUAGAUCCUUCGAGAAAGGUGAACGAAUCGACGAAUAACAGUAUUUAAUUUAAUGGUUCAACGGUAUCUAAGUGAAACGAAGGAUACUCAGUUCCGACAUGAAGAUAUAAAUAUAUAUAUAUAUACAUAUUUAUUUAUCAUAGAGAUGUUUAUCGAACAUUAGAUUCGACAUGUUGACCAAAUCAUUUUUUAAUUCUUCGAUUUUAAGUAAUCAAUUUUAUACGAAUCAUCGGGUUAAAAAAGAAACACUGAAAUGAAAAAUUUUCGUUUAAUUUAUUCGAUAUUUUUUUUUACAUAUAUAUAUAUAUCUCGGUUUCUUUUCUUCUCUUAUUAUACUUUCUGAAAUAUGUAAGAUAAAAAUUUUGAAUAUACGAGUAAACUGAUACGAACUUUCGGACAAUUGUAAAAAGAUACACUUGUCUGUGCUUUUCUUGUAUAUUUCGUGUUGUGAUACUAUUUGCUGUAAAAAUCUAGAUACUGAGUCACGUGACAUAUAUUGUAACGAUUACGUAACCACUUGUAAUAAAAGUACACAUGCGUAAGAAUCAUCGAAACGUCGAAUUAAUGACCCUCCUAUUGACAAAAUAUUCUAGAAAUUUCUUUAACGAAAUAAAAAAAAAAAUUUAUUUGCUACUCUACGACAUCUCGUA
This is a messenger RNA of Apis laboriosa (Himalayan honeybee), 2851 nucleotides long. Its product is annotated as photoreceptor-specific nuclear receptor-like. Gene Ontology annotation, biological process: anatomical structure development; positive regulation of transcription by RNA polymerase II; cell differentiation. The transcript is spliced from 9 exons. The record is from RefSeq and is a predicted model, not a curated record. Gene Ontology annotation, molecular function: RNA polymerase II cis-regulatory region sequence-specific DNA binding; zinc ion binding; nuclear receptor activity. Lineage: Eukaryota; Metazoa; Arthropoda; Insecta; Hymenoptera; Apidae. Bases 85 to 1701 code for a protein of 538 amino acids.